AUGAUCAACACAAAAAAACUUCACAAACUGGCAAGGAAGUGGCAGAGAACGGCUUCUGCAAAGUGCAGGAGAAUCUCGUAUCCAAAAAGUGGUGCAAAUCUGGAUCCAUUAGUUGCUGAUAAAGGCCAUUUUGUUGUGUAUACAACUGACGAGAAAAGGUUCAUGGUUCUCUUGGAAUAUCUCAGCCAAAAUGUCUUCAUAGAGCUCUGGAGAAUGUCUGAAGAAGAGUUUGGUCUUCCAACUCAUAGAGCUAUCACAUUGCCUUGUGAUAGUAGCCUCUUGGAGUAUGUCAUUUCAUUGGUCCAAGGACGCAUGCCUGCAGAUUAG
This is a messenger RNA of Pistacia vera, 327 nucleotides long. RefSeq names its product auxin-responsive protein SAUR64-like. The record is from RefSeq and is a predicted model, not a curated record. Gene Ontology annotation, biological process: response to auxin. The transcript has a single exon. The coding region runs from base 1 to 327 and encodes 108 amino acids. NCBI's taxonomy places the organism in Eukaryota, Viridiplantae, Streptophyta, Magnoliopsida, Sapindales, Anacardiaceae.